This is a messenger RNA of Alnus glutinosa, 546 nucleotides long. RefSeq names its product auxin-responsive protein SAUR21-like. The transcript has a single exon. The record is from RefSeq and is a predicted model, not a curated record. Lineage: Eukaryota; Viridiplantae; Streptophyta; Magnoliopsida; Fagales; Betulaceae. Gene Ontology annotation, biological process: response to auxin. The coding region runs from base 104 to 409 and encodes 101 amino acids.
CAAGCCUUCACACUAUUCUCUAUUGAUAGCUUUUCUUGAAAGAACAAAUCCUCUAGGAUCUCUUUCUUCAUUCUAUUAUGAAAAUACAUAUAAACACAAAACCAUGGGAGUAAUUCGUUUGCCAGUUGUUACUCUUGCAAAGCAAAUUGUCCGGAUGUCUACUUUGACUGCAUCUAGAGCAGCUUCAACAUCAUCAGAUGUACCAAGAGGCUUCCUUGCUGUCUAUGUUGGAGAAAAGCAGAAACAAAGAUUUGUGGUUCCCGUGUCCUACUUAAACCAACCUUCAUUUCAAGAUUUGCUAAGAAAGGCUGAAGAAGAAUUUGGGUUUAAUCAUCCAAUGGGUGGUUUGACUAUUCCCUGUAGAGUAGACACUUUCAUUGAUGUCACUUCUCGCUUGAGUGGCUCAUAAGAGAAUGCGCUCAAUCUACCAUUGAGGCAAUUUUGUAUAGCAGGACACAGACAACAUGUUGUAGAACCUUUAUUUUUUUUUAUUUUUUUUGUCCUUGUUUUCUGCUAUUUGGCAGAAAAAAGAAUCUUUCCAUUUGA